Molecule: messenger RNA, 2766 nt
Organism: Budorcas taxicolor (takin)
Lineage: Eukaryota; Metazoa; Chordata; Mammalia; Artiodactyla; Bovidae
Gene: TMEM150C
Product: transmembrane protein 150C
Exons: 8
Coding region: 42-791 (249 amino acids)
Source: RefSeq, a predicted model, not a curated record
GCGGCCUCGCCGCACCGGGAGCAGGGGUACAGGCAUCAGGCAUGGAUGGGAAGAAAUGCAGUGUAUGGAUGUUUUUACCUCUUGUUUUUACCUUGUUUACAUCUGCUGGAUUGUGGAUAGUAUACUUCAUAGCUGUGGAAGAUGACAAAAUUUUCCCAUUAAAUUCAGCUGAAAGGAAACCUGGUGUGAAGCAUGCACCAUAUAUAAGCAUUGCAGGUGAUGAACCUCCUGCAAGCUGCGUGUUUAGUCAAGUUAUCAACAUGGCAGCAUUCCUAGCUCUUGUGGUAGCUGUUCUGCGCUUCAUACAACUGAAACCAAAGGUUUUAAAUCCGUGGCUGAAUAUUAGUGGCUUGGUGGCUCUCUGUCUGGCUUCCUUUGGAAUGACCUUACUUGGUAAUUUUCAGCUCACAAAUGAUGAAGAAAUCCAUAAUGUCGGAACUUCCUUGACUUUUGGGUUUGGCACGUUGACCUGCUGGAUUCAGGCGGCAUUGACGCUCAAAGUCAACAUCAAGAAUGAAGGACGGAAGGUUGGAAUUCCACGAGUUAUUCUCUCCGCGUCUAUCACUCUCUGCGUGGUCCUCUACUUCAUCCUCAUGGCGCAAGGCAUCCACAUGUACGCCGCCAGGGUUCAGUGGGGCCUGGUCAUGUGCUUCCUGUCUUACUUUGGCACCUUUGCUGUGGAGUUCCGGCAUUAUCGCUACGAGAUUGUUUGCUCCGAAUACCAGGAGAACUUCCUAAGCUUCUCAGAAAGCCUGUCUGAAGCUUCCGAAUAUCAAACCGACCAAGUGUAACCCUUCAGCUUUUCCUUGCUGGGGAGGUGGGUGUGGCAGCGAGGGAGGGGCCAGGACACACCCAUAGGACUUGACACAUAACCUCGUGACACACCACACACACACACCCCCGCAGAAACACACAUUCGUGGCCACAUUUGCCAAAUGAGCUUUUCAGGGCGAGUUAUUUAACGAAAAAGCACAAGCCCUGUGUGUCGAAACACAUGCUGUUACACUGAAAAUAUAACGCACGACAGAGCAAGAAGCUUGUGCAUGAUCACGUCUUUUCCCCUCUCUCCCAACACCCGCGUUCUUAUUGUCCUCUUCACGUACUCCAGCCACCGUGAUCACCCUACUUUGGGUAGGGCAGGCCAAAUGUGACGUGGGAACAACGCCAACUCCCAACGUUGCCUUCAGACCCAAAGGGCUUGGAACCAGCUCAUGAAGAAAUUGUGAAUCUGGCUCUUGAAUGGACCGAGUAUCAUUUACUUGGACAGGCACUGUAUAGAGAUGUGACCCCUCGUAACCUGCAGACGAUGUGGGAUCAAGGAUGGAACUUUCCCAAAGAAACUCCCUUCAUCAUCGUUCAGCGGUCAGCUGACCAGAUUCAACGCUAUAAGCUGUGAGAGGGAAGCCCACCACGUGAGUUGGACUUUCCUGUGACUGAGAAAUAUUUGCCAGUGUGAAUAUCUGCAGGACCAAGGUCUGCCAGGCAUGGAGAGAUGGGGGCAGCCAGGGUGUGGUUUCGUUUUUGCUUCCAUAGUACGCUAUGUUUGGUUUUUAUUUUCUACUUCAUGAUUUGCCUUUUUUUUUUUCCGUAAGUAACUACCAUGGGUCUUUCGAGGUCUCAUGGAUAAAGAAGGUUUAGACCAAAUGCCAGAGAUAAACUUGUUUGGGGUUCAACCAUGAUAAAGCGGGGGGGAAAGGUCACCUGUAGGCUCAAUUUUAUGUUUGAAGCUAAGAAUAUUCACAGAAAAGCACAAAGGUAAGAAAAAGAACUCCUUCUGGACAUUUGUCAAAGAUAGGAGUUUUAGAGCAUCUUGUUGGAGGUUCACAUAAGAGGGGAGUUUCUCAAAUGUACCUAUCGCUUAAAUUUUGUAUUGGGGUGGGGGAGGUUAAGGGCUUUUCACACUCAGAAUUUGUAGGAGCCAAUUAGAAGGGUACCCUCCCCCCAAAAAACAAAUUGGUUCAGCUGGUCCCCUACAACCCAGCAUGCAGUUUCCACCUGCAAAGAGUUUAGAACGCAAACUGUAGGCCUGGGCUUUAUAGAGGCUGUGUUUCAUAAAAAUGAGCAGAAUUCUAAAUUCAAAAUGUCUUGGAGUAGGCCAAGCUGACAGACGCUGUGAGUGCACUUUGUUUCAAGAAAUCCCCAAAUUCACUUCGCAGGGACUUGAGAUUUCAAGGACUAUAAUGUGAACAAUGUUUUUUAAUUAAACACAAACUCUGAGCUUCUUGAGGAGGGGGGUUCAAUCACUUUUCACUUCUGUAUUUAUCCCCACUUUUAGCACAGUGCCUGGCACACAUUAGGUGCUCAACCAACAUCUGUUGACUAGAAUUCCUGGUAAUUUAGAGUAGGAAAAGGGUGUAUCAGAGAAAGACUCAAAGAUGAAUGAGAGAGAAGAUAACCAUUUCCUGCAAGAUAGGAAUGGAAGAAAUCAUGAGGUGGUGCAGGGAGAAUGCCUCUAACAGCCAAGUAAAAUGUGAGAAAAAGAGUGUUCUCCUAUUAGAAAGGCAUCUUACUGUAAAUAGUCCAAGGUGACAUUUGUUAUUUUUGAAUACUGCUUUGGAGGGUUUUUUUUUUCAUUUUUAUAUUUUAAAAAUUUUAUCAAAGAACAAAGAUUUAUGAAGUUUUCUUUUACUCUACACAAUCCAAGUUAAAUAGCUUUUGGUGAUGCACUGUACACUUUUUAAGAGUAUAUCUAAUAGCACAUUUUAACAGAAUCAAGCAAUGACUGGCAUUAUUCAUCGAGAUCUGAUCGCUAAAUAAAAUUCUUUU